CAUCAAUACAUGUAAAUAUGCAGUGAGCGGUUGCUUAGCUAGCCUCAUUCUCUGGGUUUUAUUUCAAGAGGCUGGAUGCACUUCGCCAUCGCGCUCACCGUAAACAUGGAAAGUACGUUUGAGGGUCGAGAUCUGUCGAUUCAUCGGGGAACUUUACCGGGGAAUGAGAAAGGUAUUCUCAAGUUGAUACAGUCUUACUCUAACCCACAAGAAGCGGCUCCAAUCUCGAUAUUGCGUUCUACCGCGUUGCAAAUCAUGAAGCCCACGAUGAUAUGGGACCUUGCCGAAGAUUUAAUUGAAGUGUUAUCAGAGAUUGAGAUCCUUAGAUUAGCUGCUGUCCGCAAGAUCCAAUCCGAAUCAGAGGAGCAUACCCAUCUCAAAAAUACGAAGAAGUCCAGACAAAAGUAUCUGUCUUGCGUUUAUUACAUUCGCUCAAUGCAUCUUCAUCACUCUUGCACUGGUCGGUCACCGGACACUGGCGUGUUGUUGCGUCAUUUUCCAAACUAUGAGCCGGGGUCGCGACCUUUCAACAGAUAUUCGUCCACCCUCAGCUCGCAAGAGUGGGAUCAAUAUGGAAAGGAGGCUGGGGCAAUGCAUGCUGCAUUCCGUGUGGCAAUGGAGGCGGCAAAAGAUCAUCACAUUUCUGAUAAAGACUAUGCCAAGCUUUUAAUCAGGGAGUUUGGCGAUGGUCGCAUCGACUGGAUUGGUGUGGUGAAUGGAUAUCUAGAGCAAGCCAAAAUAUCAAUUGAAUAUGCGGGAAGACUGUAGAGUGAUGAUAUUACAUGUGAGGAUGUUCUCGCCUUCACCGUACCAGGUGAAAAAUACUAACUAUUGUACUGGUUAUUACAGCGCAAUAACAAUCAUGUCACCCCGAUUCGCAGAUCCUGUGGUUCCGCGAAUACGUUUAGCUUUCGCCUCUGCACGUCCUCUGAUCCGUGCUUCCUUUGCAGCUCGCAUGUCUUUGGGCGCUGUUGUUCUU
Messenger RNA from Cantharellus anzutake, 979 nucleotides. RefSeq lists its product as uncharacterized. NCBI's taxonomy places the organism in Eukaryota, Fungi, Basidiomycota, Agaricomycetes, Cantharellales, Hydnaceae. The transcript is spliced from 4 exons. Bases 76 to 768 code for a protein of 230 amino acids. The record is from RefSeq and is a predicted model, not a curated record.